GGGGUUGGGAUGAGUUUCUACAAAAAAGAGGUGGGUACACGCCAGUCCACAGUGGUCCUGAUCAAAGUGAGAACAGACAGCAGGGAACAUCACCCUCUUCAGAUUGGAGUCAGUGGGAACAAACCCAAGAUGUUGGGGAGGAACACUUGGAAGACCUCAGCUUUCUCCUUGGUUGAGCAGAUGUGGGUCCCUCUCUGGAGUCGUUCGAUGAGGCCAGGGCGAUGGUGUUCUCAGCAUUCCUGUGCACGGCGAACCAGCAAUAACACUUUGCACCCACUCUGGACGGGCCCGGUCUCCGUGCCAGGGGGCACCCGGCAGUCUCCUAUCAACAUCCAGUGGAGAGACAGCGUCUACGACCCCCGGCUGAAGCCACUCAGGGUCUCCUAUGACGCGGCAUCCUGCCUGUACGUCUGGAACACUGGCUACCUCUUCCAGGUGGAAUUCGACGAUGCCACCGAGGUAUCAGGAAUUAGUGGUGGGCCCUUGGAAAACCACUACAGACUGAAGCAAUUUCAUUUCCACUGGGGAGCAGAGAAUGAGGGGGGCUCAGAGCACACAGUGGACGGCCACGCGUACCCCGCAGAGCUGCAUUUAGUUCACUGGAAUUCUGUGAAAUACCAAAAUUACAAGGAAGCUGUCGUAGGAGAGAAUGGUUUGGCUGUGAUAGGCGUGUUUUUAAAGCUCGGGGCCCAUCAUCAGACGCUGCAGAGGCUGGUGGACAUUUUGCCGGAAAUAAAACAUAAGGACGCGCGGGCGGCCAUGCCCCCCUUCGACCCCUCCACUCUGCUGCCCACCUGCUGGGAUUACUGGACCUACGCGGGCUCGCUCACCACCCCGCCGCUGACCGAGUCGGCAACCUGGAUCAUCCAGAAGGAGCCCGUUGAAGUGGCCCCAAGCCAGCUCUCUGCAUUUCGUACUCUCCUGUUUUCUGCACUUGGUGAAGAGGAGAAGAUGAUGGUGAACAACUAUCGCCCACUUCAACCCCUGAUGAACCGGAAGGUCUGGGCAUCCUUCCAGGCCACUAAUGAGGGCACAAGAUCCUAGAGACAUCAGGUCCACAUGAAUAGCAGAACUGACUUUGAAGGAAGGAAGCGUUGUUUCCCAAGUUUCACAAUGUGAUUGUACUUGACUUCUGAAAUUAAAAAGAGAGAAUGAGGUU
Pongo pygmaeus (Bornean orangutan) is the source of this 1159-nucleotide messenger RNA. It is a transcript of the gene CA5A, whose product is annotated as carbonic anhydrase 5A. NCBI's taxonomy places the organism in Eukaryota, Metazoa, Chordata, Mammalia, Primates, Hominidae. Gene Ontology annotation, cellular component: cytoplasm; mitochondrion. The record is from RefSeq and is a predicted model, not a curated record. Gene Ontology annotation, molecular function: zinc ion binding; carbonate dehydratase activity. The transcript has 7 exons. The coding region runs from base 10 to 1044 and encodes 344 amino acids.